This is a messenger RNA of Vigna radiata var. radiata (mung bean), 1641 nucleotides long. RefSeq names its product mucin-5AC-like. The record is from RefSeq and is a predicted model, not a curated record. Lineage: Eukaryota; Viridiplantae; Streptophyta; Magnoliopsida; Fabales; Fabaceae. Gene Ontology annotation, biological process: response to abscisic acid. The transcript has 5 exons. The coding region runs from base 1 to 1557 and encodes 518 amino acids.
AUGGCUCAACUCGAACGCCCCCAGAGACAGCUUGAAACUACUGCAAAAGCUCCCCCUGCCAUCCACACCAUGGAACAACUCCUCCGAGAAAUGGCUCAACUCGAACGCCCCCAGAGACAGCUUGAAACUACUGCAAAAGCUCCCCCUGCCAUCCACACUAUGGAACAACUCCUCCAAGGUGAGUCCUCAAAGUCUAGUAAGAAUUCACCAACCUGCUCCUCUUCCCCUUCCUCCAACUUGUCUUCCCCCAGCUCCCCUUUCUUCCAAAGGUUGAGAUCUUCUCAUGACUCAGAAGACGAUCAUUCCCAGAAUCCCAAAAAAUCAAUUCUCACCAAAGUCAAGGAGAAGGCCAAGAAACUUCGCCACAGCCUCAGCAAGAAAAAACAUGAAGAUGGGAACCUCAGUAGUCCAUCAUCUGCUACUGCCGCAGAAGGUGAUGGAGCAGAAGAAGAUGCUGAAUUUCUCGGAGCUCCUAUGUACGAAUCAGAGAAGACAUCUACUGGGUACAAACCAAAUGCAAAGCAGAUUCCUAGUCCAAGAGCAAAUCCUAUGAUCCCUGAGAAGCAUGUUGUAUCAAGCAGUGACAAACACGUAGUCGAACAAGAUCAUGAAAGGUCACUGUACCGAUCCUUAUCCAAGAGAACAACACACCCCGCAACAAUAAUAACAGCCACCACCCCAAAUGCUACCACUGCUUCUGUUACUAAUGUUAACGUUAAUACUCAUCCUAGUACUCCUUCUCCUCUAAACAAGACAACCACUGAAACGACAACACCUAAACUGUCAACAGUUCGGACUGAAAAACCAGAUGUUGCACAUGCAACCUCCAAAGUUCAAGGUCUCACUGUGUCCAAACCCUCAGAGCUUCAUGAUCAUCCUUCACCAUCAUCACCAUCAUCAUCAUCACCAGCAGCAUUUGCACCAAAAACAAGUCGCAGCAAUUUGUCCUAUUCUGCUCCUCGUACUCCCCUUGCAAGAGUAGCAACUUCUCAGUUUCCUACAACCACUCCGCGAACUACAUCAGCUCCAAUAACUUUAGCACCAUCAGCUGCUACUUCACUGAGUGGGAAGAACACAAGCCCCACCGCGCAAAUAUGGGAUAAGGGUGUGUCCAUGAAAGAGUACUUCUUGAACAAACUGGAGCCGGGGGAAGAUGAGAAGGCGUUGUCUCAGGUGAUAUCUGAAGCAAUGAGUCCUCGCAAAACUCCUGGUGAUGCAGGCGUGAUGGAGAAGGUGAGAGAAGUUGUCACUUCUUUGCUCCGAACUGAGGAACCUGCAAAAUACGCAGACGCAACUAAUGUUGCUACUCCAAGUACUACUCGCUUGUCACCUCAGAGCAGUACUCGCUUGUCACCUCAGAGCCCACUAUCUAUCAACGCUUCCCGCGCUCCAUCUCAAAUUCCAUCAUACUCCAAUGCUUCUCGUGCUUCGUCUCAAAUGCCAGCAUCUACUAGUGUUUCUCGCACUUCAUCACAAGUCCCUAUAUCUUACAACGCUCAGCAAGACUAUACAGAGGCCCAAGAAGAAAACCAUGGCCGAAUUCUUCAGGCAAAUUGAAAACCGCCAAAACGUAUUUCCUACCCAAUUUUGUGUUCAGCAUUUUUACCUAUGUAUAUGCAUGUACCCGACAAUCGUGCGUAA